Molecule: messenger RNA, 1707 nt
Organism: Gavia stellata (red-throated loon)
Lineage: Eukaryota; Metazoa; Chordata; Aves; Gaviiformes; Gaviidae
Product: PHD finger protein 7-like
Exons: 10
Coding region: 1-1707 (568 amino acids)
Cellular component (GO): nucleus
Source: RefSeq, a predicted model, not a curated record
AUGGAGAGGGCCCCCGCCUCGACGGAGCAGGUGUGCAUGCUGUGUCGCCGGGCAGAGGCUGACCCGGACAUCUGUGGGCGCAAACUGGAGAAGGAAGGGCUCUGUGCCCACGUGUUUUGCCUGUUUUUCGCCAACGAGCUUUACCAGCAACGGCUCAAGGAAUUAGGACUCAUGGGAUUUCUCCCUGAGGAUAUUCGACGCACCAUCCAGCGGGCAGCGCAGAAGGACUGCUUCGUCUGUGGCGAGAAUGGGGCCGCCAUCACCUGCCACGAGACGGACUGUGACCGCAGCUUCCAUCUCCCCUGUGCCGUGGAGGGUGGAUGCGUCACCCAAUUCCUUCCUCAGUACAGGUCCUUCUGCUGGGAGCACCGCCCAGAGCAGGCAGUGGAGGCGGCUCCGGAGGAGAACACCACCUGCCUCAUCUGCCUGGACCCUGUGGGGGACAGAAAGUCCUACGGCACCAUGGUGUGCCCAGCGUGCAAACACGCCUGGUUCCACAGGGGCUGCAUCCAGGGACAGGCUGCGCGCGCUGGCAUUUCUUGCUUCCAGUGCCCGCUCUGUAGAGAUAAGGAAGAGUUUGUCCUGGAAAUGCUCACCGUGGGGAUCCGAAUCCCCUUCAGGCUGCCAUCAUGGGAGAACAGCCGUGCAUACGCAGCACUAUAUGAGAGGCACGGCCGCUGCGAUGCCAGCGAGUGCCUUUGUCCAGGAGGCAGGGAGCAGGCAGAGGAAGAGGGGCCCUGGCAACUGCUCCUGUGCUGCUCCUGUGCUGCCGAGGGCACCCACAGACGCUGCGCCUACUCGGGGAACAGCACGGCCAGCUGGGAGUGCAACAGCUACUCCAGUACCGCCUCAGAGCUCGCCGGCCCCAGCACUGCCAGCCAGUCAGGAUCGGGGCCUUCCCACGACUCUCCGGCACCCGAGACCAGCAGCCCCAGCACCAGCAGCCAGGCGGCAUCGGGGCAAUCUCUCGCAUCUGUGGUGCCCGAGAUCAGCAGCCCCAGCACCGCCAGCCAGGCGCCAUCGGGGUCCUCCUGCGGCUCCCCGCCACUUCAGGACAGCCUCCGCUCCAGCCCCCCUGGGCCCGAGCGGGUGCGAGAAUGCUCCCGCUUGCAACGUCGGGCCCAAACACCAUACAGCCGGCCCAGCAGACACGGUGGCAGGAGCCGUGCGCCAGCACCGAGUGCUGAGAGCAGCACUCCCAGCCAGGCGGUGCUGGGGCUGUCCCACAGCUCGCUGGUACCGGAGACCAGCAGCCCCAGCACCAGCAGCCACGAAGCGUCGGGGUCCUCCUGCGGCUCCCCAGCACUGGACACCAGCAGCUCCAGCGCCGGUAGCCACGCAGCAUUCGGGCCGUCCCAUGGCUCCCUGGCACCAGAGACCAGCAGCCCCGGCAGCGCGGCACCAGGGCCAUCCCACGGCUCCCCAGUGCUUGAGGGCAGCAGCCGCUCCAGCCCACCUGGGCCCAAGCGGGUGCGAGACCGCUCCCGCUUGCGACGUCGGGCCCAAACUCCCUACAGCUGGCCCAGAAGACGCCCUGAGAGCAGCCGCGCCCCAGCACCAAGCGCUGAGAGCAGGAGCCCCCGCCAGGCUGCGCUGGGGCCGUCCCACGGCUCCCCGGCACCCGACAUCGGCAGCCCCAGCACCGCCAACCUGGAUUCUCCAAUGCUGGAUUUCGCAUUCCUCUUUUCCUACUCCGGUGGCGCCUGA